CUCGCAGCAAGAUGCACAAUGGGGGAAGAGCGUGUGCGCCUUGGGGCUGGGCUUGACUGCAGGGUGCUUGGCUGCGCGGUCAGGCGCACUUCCCAAGCAAAGAAACGACCGUAGAAAAGACCGGUAAUGGACAGAGUGAUCUUCAUCGCUGGAGUGCAAACGGCGGAGGCGCUGGACAUGGAACCACGUUUGUGGGGGUGCGUUGACCCGACUCGUGGCCUCUUGAGGCGAAGAAUGGCCCGCCGAGUGCCAGCCGAUUUCCAGCAGGGCGACCAAACCCUGCCAGUAAUCUGGCGUUAAUAUGUUAUGCAGAUCGGCAUGCCUCCAAUGUGGGGGUAGGGCCUGCCGAGCAGCUGCGGCCCUGCGAGCUUUAGGAUGUCUCGGAGCCGUCCACGUCAACACGGCCGGGAGCAGAUCCGCACACCUCCUUUACCCUCAUAAAGCCCCUGAUUAAAUUUGUUGAUGGGUAUAAAGGGUUGCAGGUUGCGGAGCCCGCCUGCUCCAGUGCCAGUAACGCGCCCGCUCCAGUCGUACUUUAUUGCGGACGGGCGCGAGGCGGAAAACUGGCUGGGAAUCACUUCGCCGCCAUAAAAAUAUCGCUUUGGCGCAUACACAAUCUUGCGUCGAUAGCGCUGUAACUAGUAGAGGGCAGUUCGUGGAGUGCAGAGUGAGUUUGCGCGCAAGGGCACGCGACGAGUCGCCAGGAGAGCUUAAUGUGCAUCAGAUGAUGUUAAAAGCUUGAUCAUCCUUUGACGUCUUUGAGCAUGUCCAUUUCAGCUGGUCACCGAAGGCCGUGGACUAUCAUCGCAUUUAACAUGCGGCACACCGCCGUCGCUGUGGCCCUGCUGGCCUUCGUGGCCGCGGCCACCGCCCUUGACUUCCCCUACGCCGGCUGCGCGCGCGCGCUGAGCAAGUCCAAGUACUCGGUGAAGCCCGUGACCACCUUCCCCGGCACCAACACCAUCUGCUGGACUGUCCAGUACAGCGACCCUCAGUGCGCCAACCCCUCUGAGCCGUGCUGCAGCGCCGACCUGCACAAGCUGCAGCUGGAUGUCAAGCAGUCAUGCGCGUCUGGAUUCCGUGCCACCGCCACCGUCAACGGCCAAGGCACCCCCUCCCCCACCAUCUACCGCCCCCCCAACGGUGGCUCUGACCAGUAUGUGCUGUCGAUUCCCGGCCUGGGCCUGGACGGUGCCUCCGCCAACGGCGCCACCAUCUGCCUGACCCUCACGGGCGGCUCUUGCAUGACCCUGGCUUCCCUGACCCCCAGCCCCGUCUGGUCGGUGGCUCUGUGGGACACCGCUCACCAGUGCUGCCCGGUCACCCGUGGCGCCUCUCCUCCCCCUCCCCCUCCCCCGUCUCCUCCCCCGCCUCCUCCUCCCUCUCCCCCUCCUCCCUCUCCCCCUCCGCCCUCGCCUCCUCCUCCCCCUCCCCCGUCUCCUCCCCCUCCCCCUCCUCCCUCUCCUCCUCCCCCCUCUCCUCCCCCUCCCUCUCCCCCUCCCCCAUCGCCUCCUCCCCCGUCUCCCCCCCCUCCCCCUCCCCCCUCGCCUCCUCCCCCCUCGCCUCCUCCUCCCUCUCCCCCUCCCCCCUGCAAGGUGUGCGCUACCUGGGAGGCCAUUGCUGGUCCCAACGUCCUGGUUGAUGACCUCAACUACUUCGGUGAUGCCUACAACUGCGCCGUCGGCAAGGACGUCAUUAGCGAGCUGUUCGCUCCCUACAUGGAAGAUGGCACCAUCAUCGCCGGCACCGACUCCAUCACCUGCAACGGCAACAAGAUCACGGCCUGCGCCACUAUGUAUUCAAAGGAGCGGGGCGCUAAGAUGGCAAACGAGCUGGAGUCUAUGGGCAAUGGCCUCGUUACUUCCGUGUUCGGCUUCACUGGCGACUGCCCUCUGGCCCUGGCUGGCUACUCGACCGGCGUCACCUCGACCGAUCAGGACUGUGGCAUCUUCAAGGCUGGGCCCGCCUGCGCCCCGCCCACCACGCCCUUCCCCUUCUGCGUGUGCAAUAAGCAGCAGGGCUCGACCCCCUUCUACCUGGAUAAUGCCGUCGAGGUGGAUGACGUCAACAACGAGUAUUGCCUAAGCGUGUACACCGCCGCGGCUGGCCCCGGCAAGUGCGCCUCCGCCACCAUCAUGAAAAAGGCCGAGUUCUACUUCGACUACAAUAUGCGUUGGAAGCUGACUGGCAUCACCAUUCGCUACAACAACGGCAGGACCGCCACCCGCUCUCAGUCGUGGGGCCCCGUGGGUGACAACACGCUGAAAGUCUCUGACCUGAACUGGAAGACCGGCGACGUUGCGUCGCUCAAGCCCAAGAUUUGCUUCAAGUUCAAGUCGGGCACCACGCUUGCGGAUUUCUCAAUGGACCCCGAUGGCUACGUGUGGGGCUCUCUGUUCAACCCUGACCAGAGCUGCUGCCCCACCUUCCCGGCAGAGUAACGGCAGCCGGGCCCCAUGGACGGUCUUCCUACCCGUUGACUAAGCGUUGUGCUUGCUUGUCUUGACGUGCAAUGCCGAACCGCGCGUCUUGCGCUUUACGAGCGGGAUGGCUGGCCGCCUCAAUUUUGUCUUCGUCUUGACGGCUCCGUGCUUUAUUGUCUACAUGACCUGUUGCAUGAGCGUAUGCUCAAUACAAGCGCUUACAUGACUGUGUUGGUGGUGGACGAGAAGAAGGGGCUUGAAUGGCAUACGUGCCAGCGGCUUCGGAGUUGAGAGAGAGCAGGUUUAGCCAAGAUGAUACAGCAGGCUUGGCUAGCCAAUAUGAUUGUUCCUCUCGAUCAUGACAUAACUCUGGGAUAAUGACCCGAAGGCGUGCAUGGCACGGGAAUAUGUCGCAUGUGUGGAAGCGCACACGGGAAAAUACGUGCAACGUGCGUUGCAGGUGUGUACAUGUCUGGGGGUAGGGCGUGUGUAUGUGGGACACCGCACGCCACAAAACCGGCGGUUUGGCGCAAGCCGAGCAACCCACCUAAUGCGACGGUUUCAAAGGCGCACGCACCGUUGUCUCAGAAGAUGUGGCGAAGCGGCGGCGUGGGACUUGGCGUAAGCUUUUGUUGGUCCAUGUGAUGCGUGCCUUGCAUUGCAACUCUUCCCAAGAGAGGACGCAGCGCAGCGGCGGAACAGCGUGUAAGGGCAAGGGCAAGGGAAGCCAGCAGCUGAACCUCUAGGAGCCAAUGGUUGUGCAUUUGUGCCCCCCCCGGCGCCAAUGAUACUUGAGGAUAUAUGUAGCCCUCGCGCCAACGAUUCCCCGGCCCCGUCAGCAGCACCGCGUUACCACAUGGCCCAGAGCUGCUGCGGAAGGCUGACCGUGAACUAAGCGCCCAAUCGAGGCCGGGGCGAUCGAGCUGAGGCGUGGCUGGCAGCGAGCGGAAAUGCCCGGCGACCCUGGUCAGGCGCCCGGCCAGGCGAUCCACAGGACACGCCACAGACAACAGACUAUGCCGUGCGGGAGUACUUGAAGAUUUGGGACUGCGCGCUGCGUGCAUCUGCAGGGCACCACAUUGGCGUCCAUAGUGAGCCGCUGCAAGGGAUGUUCAUAGUAGUAGGCAUAUGCACAAAGCAGGGGGGGGGAUGGAGUAGGGUGCAGGCAGGUGAGGCAGCGGUGAUGAUCAGAGCAAUGGGGCGUGAGGGCGCGCAUACAUGCCCAUCAGCCCGUGCAUAGGUAGGAGGCUGUGCGGGGACGCAAUGAGUCUGUGCAGUGGCACAAGCACGCCGGAGGAGAGGAGGAGCAGCUGAAGCUAGCGCUGCGAGCUGCGAGCUGCACACCGCACGGCCUGGCGCCUGGUGGGUAGUACGACAGGGGUGUGAUGGAGGAGCGCCGGGCUCACAAGGAUUUGCAUUCACACUAGCUAACAUUUCUCUGAAGGAGCUUCCCAGAUGUUGGUGAUGGCUGGUUGAAUGUUAGCUGGGACGCAAUGGCCAUGCGUGAGGCGAGGGCGGGGCUGGGCCCAUGUCGGAGGACAGGGGUGUCUGCUGACGAGAUGGCGUAAUAACACCAGGUCGGCGUGUCCAUGGAGUGCACAAAACUACGGAGAUGCAGAUGGAAUGGGCAGGGAAAUUUGCUGUACGGGUAUACAGACGCAGCAGUACCAACCGCGCGCAGCCACAGUACGGCCGGCGGGGGUGGCGCUGCGGGUUUCUGCGCGCGCAGCUGCGUUGCCGCGCUCCAACCUGGGCUAGUGGGCUUCCCAUACCGUAGCUCUGCUGUUCAACCCGGCCGACCAUGGCCGUUCUCA
Chlamydomonas reinhardtii is the source of this 4237-nucleotide messenger RNA. RefSeq lists its product as uncharacterized. Bases 765 to 2441 code for a protein of 558 amino acids. The transcript has 5 exons. The record is from RefSeq and is a predicted model, not a curated record. Lineage: Eukaryota; Viridiplantae; Chlorophyta; Chlorophyceae; Chlamydomonadales; Chlamydomonadaceae.